AUGGGGUCUGAAUGCAUCCUGUAUGGGGACUUGCAUGAGUAUGGCUUGAGUCUCGGAGUCGACUUAGAGAGCGAGGACUGCUUAGAGCUUGUUCAAGAGGCUUGGAACGCACCACUCCCAGCGAGUUGGACGGAGUAUAUGGACGAGUCGGGACGAGCGUACUAUGUGAAGGAGGGAGCCAGCAGCUCGACCUGGGAGCAUCCAGCAGACCAGAUUUACCGCAGCCUCAUCGACUUGAUCCGGAAGGCUCGCGUGGAGGGCAUGGCGCGCCGCCAGGACAUGGUCCGGGAGCAUCUGCGCGAGAGGCAUGAGGCCGCAAAGGCCGACUUGGCAGGUUGGAGCGGGCCAUACGUGUCCGAUCAGGGUGAGUACUACUACAGCGACCGUCUUAAGGUCAGUGCCUGGAACAGUCCCAUUGCAGAGUGGGAACACGAGUUGCAAACACGCCAUGCGGUGCUGGAGAGGCCUCGUCGACAAUCACUGACUUUAAUUUUAACGCUACGCGACCCGCCUCGGCCUGGCCCAGCGGAGCCUGUGAUCAUGUGGUACGCGCAACUACAGCCCCUGGAAGCUCCGCAGCUGCAGAGGGUCACGUAG
Molecule: messenger RNA, 597 nt
Organism: Symbiodinium natans
Lineage: Eukaryota; Dinophyceae; Suessiales; Symbiodiniaceae
Source: the annotation of a GenBank genome assembly